ACGUCAGUUCUAUUGGCGAGGCGGUAAAUUGCGAGAAGGGUGCGAAAACAGCCGCUCACUUGACAUUUUUGUCUCGCAUUUUCCACCCGAUACUCACGCUGGGUGGCGGUAAAAUGCAAAGCUAUCUGCGAAAAUUAUAAAUGCACCAAAUUUAUAAUGAACUCUGACUGAGACUUCAAAGGCGUUUUGUUUGAUCUAGAUUUAUACAAGAUCUAUAGAUUAUAUCUAGCUAGAUUUAAGAUCUAGACAUCGGCAUCUACUGUAGAACUAGAUCUAGAUUUGAACCUACUAGGUUCAACCUAGCUUGUUUUUGAAAGCAGCAACAUUGAAUCAGUUCCUUGAGGUGCACGGUGACGAAAGAAAUAAAUAAUGGUGGUUUCUUUUAAUAUUGAACACAUAUUUAAAUAUCCCGUUCAACAAGUGGCCAAUACCCAUUUAACCAAGUACCCAACAGAUAAAGAAAAAGUUGUAUUGAAGGUUGAAACAUUAGAACAUUCAGUUGGUGAGGUCACUAUCAAGUAUUGGAAUCAAGGUAUUGACUAUAGAAGACGUUGGGCUUUUUGCCAAAAUGUGUUGCCUGGUCUGAUGAAGAAGGUGGAUGUUUUAAAUGAAAAAGCUAUCAUUCUGGAAGAAGAGUCUUGGAUGAAUCUCAGAUCUGGUGAUUUGCUGGUCAAAUCAAGGAACAUCACUUGGGCCAAGUACGCCACGAUGAAUGAACAGACCAAGUUUGCCCCAGCAGCUGACAAUGCUAACUGGACAAAGUUUGAACAGAGUGGUUAUAUUGAAGUAAAAAACCUCGGAUCACUUGGAGCCCUGCUAGAAAUAUUUGCCUGCAAAUUCCUGAACAAAGGAGCACUAAAGGCAUUGCGAGUGAUGGAGGAACUACUGAAUGAGAAGUCCCACUCUGCAGAAUCUUGACAGUCAUGACCUACCUCAUCCCACUUUGUCAGAGUAGUCAGUUCUCUUAUUGAAUAGCCACUGCCGAAACCAAAUACUUGAUCAAACAAGUUAGCCUUGACUGGUUUUAGUCUGGUCUGACAUUCUCAAGCCACUCAUUUAAACUGUGUAGCAAAACUACAGAACUAGAGUGAACAAAUGAGUUUGAAAAAAUGAAAAUACCAAUUUGCUUAGGGUCAAUUAGCUACUUCGAAUAUUUUAAGUUUUGUUGUUUUUAAAAUAUGUCAGAUUUUAACAUUCUCUUAGUGUAUGUUUUGUGUAUUUAAUGUAUAGACUAGACCCAUUCAUUAAUGCUUCAUUUAUUAAUUGAGAUUAGUAAGCAUUUUUUUAAAACAAUUGGGGAGUGGUUCAUGUUGUCAAAAAAACAUCUUAUUUACCAUAAUGGAUCUACCAUUUUUACACAUUUUAUUAUAUCUAAUAGAGUAUUUUUAGUGAACAAAAAGAAACAAAAUUUUUAAAAAAUUUCUUGUAUCAAAACAAUGGCCCGAUGAAUAUAUAGCAGAAAACUGAAGGUGUUUCCAACUUCCAAUUGAAGGUUGUACCUUAUAGUUUUAAUGAAACAUUUUUUAAAAGUGUAAGGGCACUCUAUAGGUAAAAAUAUUUUUAGAAGUUUAAGUGCACUCUAUAGGUAAAAACAUUUUUAGAAGUUAAGUACACUUUAAGGUAAAAACAUUUUUAGAAGUGUAAGGGCACUCAGAAGGUAAACCUGUUUUUUUUUUCACUGCAAGAAUAAACAGUAAUAUAUAUUACACUAGCGUGGCCCGUCCCCACAUGUUGCCGUGGUUAUAGUAGAAAGUAUGACGUAAUAUUUUAAGAGGGUUUCAUCAUUGCAUUACUAAUCUUAUAUGAUUCGUUUUAUAAAGCUCCAUCUAAUCCAUUGUCUAUCACACUGUUUAAAACAAACAUACGCCCCAUUGCACUCAUGGGGAAGCCCAGGGCGCCAAAUCAAAACUGGUGGGGCGCUCUGUGACACGCAUGGUUUGAUAUUGUCAACGACCAUUGCUGCCCAUUGUGUCUUUAUAGCUUUUUUUAAAAAAUGAAUGUAAGCGUCGUAGUGCUCACAGGGGAGCUUCAGGUAUCACAAUCAACGGGGCUCCUUUGUCUGCGCUUGUUGGAGUUUCACUGCUGAAUAUAUAUAACGGAUGCCAAAUGCUAACAUAGCCGCCCUGGAACUCUGGGUGCCAAAUUGUGUAUUGACGAAAAUCGCACCCUCCCGGACGCCGUCCAUAACAAAUUUUAAUUAUUUUGUGCACAGAAAUCUUCUCGGGUGUAUUUUCAUUACCUUCCCAAAGUUUCAUGGCACUCAGAUAAACAGUGUCGAAUUGCAUCCGACUUUUAUUUUUUAGAUAUCGUAAAAUCACACACUCCAGGGGAGCCACUUUUGCGAAAAAUUUUUUAAAAAUAUUUUUUUUGCAGAACCCUUCCCUGGAGUGUUUAAUCAACUCCCCAAAGUUUCAUGGCAAUCCAAUGAACUGUGUCCAACCGCAAUGGACUUUUAUUUUUUUAUAUACCAUAUAGAGAGAAAAAGCAAAUAGCGCCGCUACCUCUGCGAAUUUGAAAAAAAAAUUCGCAGAAACCACCCCAGGAUUAUUCUCAACAACUUCCAAAGUUUCAUGCCGAUCAGAUGAAAGGUGUAGUAAUGCAUAAAAAACACACACAGACACACAAGGUUUUUUCUUUGUUUUGACCUACUGGUCCAAUUAAAAGUAUUAAAAAGUUCAUGAUAUUACUAGACUAAGAGUGUUUGGUCAAAAUGUAUUUGGUAAUCAUGUCUGUUUGUUUUCAUUAAAAUGUAAAUAAUUUUUGGAAAUUAUGCUUGUUUUUAUUUAAAAUGUGAAUAAUAUCUGGUAAUUAUACUUGUUUGUUAUUAUUUAAAAUUUAUCGGGUAAACAGUGACAAGUAGGCCCUCAAAAUAUUUUUGUUGUUGUUGAAAUAAAGGUUUAU
Messenger RNA from Physella acuta, 2901 nucleotides. Its product is annotated as PRELI domain-containing protein 2. The record is from RefSeq and is a predicted model, not a curated record. Lineage: Eukaryota; Metazoa; Mollusca; Gastropoda; Physidae. Gene Ontology annotation, cellular component: mitochondrial intermembrane space.